GAGGUACUAGUGAGUCAUUUCAGCUCUGAACGCAAUGGUGAGUAGUGCACCAUGAAGACACUCGCCGUAAAGGAUUAGCCUAUUUUGUGCAUCGAGUAAUAGAUAGGUCAAUCUGAGAUACUGUUAAGGGAUUGGGGGUUUGUUGACACCCUGGGCCAGGGCAUCCCAGAGAACCAGGCCCAGCAGAUGGAUGGAGAGAAUGUUGCAUAACUGGUGGGAGGGCUGCUCAGUAGGGCUAGGACUGGAAGGUUCCCAGUAUAUGGAGAAUCUUCAUUACCAUCCAAGUCAAUAUUGUAUUAGCGACAUAGUUCAUCAUCUUUCGAUGCAGUCUUAUCAUUAAAACUGAGUAACUGAUUUGGUUUUGGGUGCCACGAUUACACCAUUCAUCCAAUUGAUUCAUUCACAUCUCUGUGCAAUGUGGUAUCCCUUAUUAUGUCUCUGCAUUUAGUUUUAAUGAUUUUUAAGGCUGUGGAUGAACAACAAUUGAAGACCACUUUGGAAAACAUGCUAAAAUACAAUCAAUACUAAAUGCAUUCAAGUUAUUGCUGUCUUUGUGUUCCAACUCCCUCCAUCCAUCUUCCCUCACCCCCUCUCUUCUGCUCCCCACUCCUUCACGAGUGUCCCCCACCCCCUGACCCCCACCUCAGGCCACAGCAGCGAUGACAGCAGGUCAGGGAUGGGAGGCGAGACACUCCUAAUCUGCAGAGGUGAAUAUAAGAGGUCCCGUCAGCCCCACCUGGCAUUCAUAGCAAACCUAGCAUAGACCCACACACACAUCUACUAGAGAGAGCUGUGCUCAGAGCUCACGUCCACUCGUCUGGCUAGCCUUCACCCAAGAACCCGUUGAGGAGAUUUCAUCAAGACGACAACACUUCAGAGAGGGAUUGAACACAUAACCACCUGCACAAAAAAAACAGCUAACUACUAACCAUGAAUCUCGAGGUCCCCAAGUUGGAGAUCAAGUCUGCCACCCGUGUCACCGGGGGCCCUGCCACGCCACGCAAGGGACCCCCUAAAUUCAAGCAGAGACAGACUCGUCAGUUCAAGAGCAAGCCCCCCAAGAAGGGAAUCCAGGGCUUUGGUGAUGAUAUCCCUGGAAUGGAGGGUUUAGGCACUGACAUCACAGUCAUCUGCCCCUGGGAGGCCUUCAACCACCUGGAGCUUAGCGAGCUGGCCAAGUAUGGUAUCAUCUAAAUCUUUCAGACCUCCACCAUCCAUCCCACGAUCCUCUACUUCCACCUCCAUCUACUUACAACCAGAGAUUGUGGAUACAUGAAGAUAGUUCACUCAAGCAGUUUACUAUUGUAAAAAAUAUUCAAUGUUCCCGUCUGUGGAAGUGGGUGUUCCCUCUCUUUCGUGAGCAUGCUUUCCCGCGUGAGCUCACAGUUCCUCCAUAAUUACUGGAAUGCACACACAAGAAAGGAAACAGCUGGCUCUGGUCUAGUUAUUGUCCCUGAGCUAGAGAGAUGUCUCUCUCUGGGGCACCCCCUCCGCAGGGUGGGGGCAAUAACUAGACCAGAGUGUCCCCACCCCAAUCAGCAAAAAAAGGUGGGAUGUGUCGCUUUCUCUACCGUCUCUGUUCAAACCAUCCAUCUGCCCCCAGCCCUCUCACUGUGUUUGACUGGAACUAUCAAAACAUAUACCAAAGUGAAGAACUCCCCCCCCCCACAAAAAAAGGAAAGCGGUACAGAAAAUAACCGUCUCCAUCUUUAACUGGUUUCUUCUUUUGUUUCUGCAGCUGCCAAAGUUCACAUACAACAUGUCUGCUCAUGAUUAGGACUCUGUUCUGGUACCUCUGUCUAUCUUUAUCAGGUUUGCAGCGAUAUUCUAUCUAACAUUAACCAGCAGCCAUUUUCCUUUUCUCUCCUCCCCUAUCUCCAAGCGCUUCUCUUCUGCUAUCCUCUUUUUUGCUCCUCUUCUUCAUGGAACACAACAAACAAUUUAUGAAAAGCAAUGCAGCCUCAAAAGUUGAGUACACAAACAAGUGACAUACCCGUGAAAUAGGUGGGUUCUCAUUUCACGUUCCUCGGCACCUCUUUUAUCAUCAUAGAUGAAAUCUGUCAUCGAUGCCGAAUAUCACACAUAUAAUAUCUGAUUCCUGUAGAGAUGAGACGGUUGCUUGUCAUGAAUGAGCAUAAUCUGUAGUCUGUCACUGGUACAAUGUGGAUGAAACAACAUCAUCCUCCUCCCUCAGGAUCACCAAUCCUUCACUGGUACACACACCUUUUAACAGAACAAGGAUUCUAUCAUUCUAUCGUCCCGUUUAACUCUGGCAUCCUUAUUUUCCACAUUUUGUAUAACAAAGAAGAAUUUGUGACUAUCUUUAUUAUGUAACGUAUAUUUUAACUAUUUAUUCUCAGGGAUAUAAACUUGUUUUAUAGCUUGGGGAAAAAACACAUUGUCCUUGGCAGUUUUGGCUCUUGCUGCCUUCACUUUUACCACAAGCAGCAUGAUAGACAUUGAAUGGAGAUUAAUGAGUGUGCAACAUUACUACAACAGAUGCAGAUUCCCCCAUAAACCUCAGAUGUCAAACUUGAUUUCAGAUGUGAUUCUCACCUGAUAAUCUACCAUAGUAGGUCACUGUGAUUGGGCAGUAGUAGUGAUGUCUUGUGUAAUCUUGUUUAGGUUACCUUCCCCAAUGCUCAUGUUGACAUCUCUUUGUCACUUUAUUUAUUUGGGCAUGUCAUCUCUAUUUCAUGAAUUUUCUCUAUAAUUCAUUCAUUCCAUCCAUAAUUUCAUCUCAUUCCACAAUUGUCAUGCUUACCAUCAUUUUGUUUGCUUGUGUUUCACUGUAGUCUCAUAUUUGUAUCGUAUUUCUUGAGAUCAAUGUACACUUAUGUAUACAUUGUGGCCAGUCAUUUUAAUAGCCUAUAUAAUGUAUAGAUGUAUUUAUUUUAUUUUUGCAUGUUCUCUGUCUUUUACUUUGUCCAUCGCAUGUUGGCAUUGUGUCUUGUGUAUAUUGUGGGUGUUGCACACUUAUUUUAUCAUUAUGUCAUCUUUUCAUUAUGUCCGCUUUAUUCUGCACUUGUCCAUUUGUAGUUUGUGUUGUGUAAUCAUGUAAAGACCAUCUUUCCUCAUCAUUAUCUCUCUAUCAUCUCAUCCAUCAUCAUAGUGUUCUCACCAUACAGCCUAGUGUUUCAUCAUCAUUAUCUCUCUAUCAUCUCAUCCAUCAUCGUAGUGUUCUCACCAUACAGCCUAGUGUUUCAUCAUCAUUAUCUCUCUAUCAUCUCAUCCAUCAUCGUAGUGUUCUCACCAUACAGCCUAGUGUUUCAUCAUCAUUAUCUCUCUAUCAUCUCAUCCAUCAUCGUAGUGUUCUCACCAUACAGCCUAGUGUUUCAUCAUCAUUAUCUCUCUAUCAUCUCAUCCAUCAUCGUAGUGUUCUCACCAUACAGCCUAGUGUUUCAUCAUCAUUGUAGUUGAUCAUUUCACUUAAUCUCUAGAUAGAACAUUGACCUCCACAUUCCUUGGACCAGUCUGCACUGAUACUGGCCUAAAGAGUGUACAUUCUUAGUUCUAUGCUAAAUUUUGUCACUGAUUUGCAAUAUGUUGUACCGGCUGAAGAAUAACCUUUUAAAAUGCCCUUAACUUAUUUUAUCUUACCAUUUUUCAUUCUUCUCCUUUUCUGGUAAAUGAGUUGAAGGCUAUGGAUAGCCUACAACAGCUAGUUUGUGUUGGAAUCCUCACCCUGACAGUGAAAAGUUACUUGAGGGGUUUGUAGUCUUGCAGGAUGGAUGUCCACGUUGUCUCAGUUUCUUGUGAAUGUAAAAUUAGUAGCAGUGAAUGAAUGGUAAGAAAUAAGGGAUGAGGAAGAUGGAUGCUUCAGCUGCCAACAUAGGCUAAUCAUGUCAUCAGAGAUCUGUCCUUGUACAGGAUCAAAUAAAAAAAGCUAAAAACAAAAGAAAAAUAAAUAUUUUGCCUGGUUUAUUUUUUAAGGUCUAUAAAAAUAUAGCAUAUAUAUGAUAUUACAAUAUCUCCAAAAAAGAGGAUACAUUCCUAGCUGGCAUAGCAGUAUCAAUAAAAAAAAAAGUGUAUUGGCAUUUCCCUCCACUGGCACAGGUUUAGAGCAGUUCAUGACACACGUCCACAUAGAAUUGGUUUUCCAGACUACUGUUCCAGAAAAUACAGUGU
Salvelinus fontinalis (brook trout) is the source of this 4128-nucleotide messenger RNA. It is a transcript of the gene pde6gb, whose product is annotated as phosphodiesterase 6G, cGMP-specific, rod, gamma, paralog b. Lineage: Eukaryota; Metazoa; Chordata; Actinopteri; Salmoniformes; Salmonidae. Gene Ontology annotation, biological process: positive regulation of epidermal growth factor receptor signaling pathway; positive regulation of G protein-coupled receptor signaling pathway; visual perception. The transcript has 4 exons. Gene Ontology annotation, cellular component: photoreceptor outer segment membrane. Gene Ontology annotation, molecular function: cGMP binding; 3',5'-cyclic-nucleotide phosphodiesterase activity. The coding region runs from base 931 to 1194 and encodes 87 amino acids. The record is from RefSeq and is a predicted model, not a curated record.